CCAGGCUCCCUUCUCCAGAGAUACCACGAUCACUUUCUCUCACUGCAACUCUCUCUGCUUCUCUAUAUUUCUUACUGUUCUCCCUCUUCACCUCUUCUUCAGGAAGCACCUCUCCUCCACUCAUCAUGUGUACAGGAAAGUGUGCCCGAUGUCUCGGACUCUGCCUCAUCCCACUGUCCAUCAUCUGCAUACUAGCCAAUAUCCUCCUCUUGGUGCCCAAUGGGGAGACCAAGUGGACUGAUCAUCUCAGCCUGCAUGUGUGGCUCUCAGCAGGCUUUAUUGGCGGGGGCCUCAUGGUUCUAUGUCCUGGAAUAGCUGCUGUUCGGGCUGGGGGCAAAGGGUGCUGUGGAGCUGGCUGCUGUGGAAAUCGUUGUCGGAUGCUGCGUUCUGUGUUCUCUUCGGCUUUCGGGGUUCUUGGAGCCAUUUACUGCCUCUCAGCGUCUGGUGCGGGGCUUGAGAUGGGACCCAGAUGCCUGACAAAGUUACCUAACGAAUGGACCUACCCCUUUGAAAAUAGCACGGGGAAUUACCUGAGCAACACAACGAUGUGGGACCAGUGCCUGGCUCCUCCAAAUGUGGUACCGUGGAACGUGACUCUGUUCGCGCUGCUGGCGGCGGUGUCAGCUCUGGAGCUAGUGUUGUGUGGCAUACAGCUGGUGAACGCUGUCCUAGGAGUUUUCUGCGGGGAUUGCCGGAAAAAAGGAGAUUCUUAAGCACUGAAACUUCGGGGGACACGUUCCUGCCAGAAUGCUGUUUCCAAGGAGUUAGGGGGCUAGGGUGGGUUGUCCCCACUCCUCUUAUCCGUCCCCCCAUCAGCUGAAAUAAAGUACCCUGGUUAGCACUA
Messenger RNA from Dromiciops gliroides (monito del monte), 844 nucleotides. RefSeq names its product transmembrane 4 L six family member 5 (gene TM4SF5). The transcript has 5 exons. Gene Ontology annotation, cellular component: membrane. The record is from RefSeq and is a predicted model, not a curated record. Bases 126 to 713 code for a protein of 195 amino acids. Lineage: Eukaryota; Metazoa; Chordata; Mammalia; Microbiotheria; Microbiotheriidae.